Entamoeba invadens IP1 is the source of this 471-nucleotide messenger RNA. RefSeq lists its product as hypothetical. The transcript has a single exon. NCBI's taxonomy places the organism in Eukaryota, Evosea, Mastigamoebida, Endamoebidae. Bases 1 to 471 code for a protein of 156 amino acids. The record is from RefSeq and is a predicted model, not a curated record.
AUGAACCAUAUAGUCAUCUACAGAGAUUUGAGUUGGUUGGAGAACUCCAAAACUGUUGUAGAGAUGUCUGACGAAUGGCAAAGUGCUUCAAAUAAGCACACAAAAGGAGGAAAAGGGAAGAAGGGCAAGGCCGAGAAAAAAGUUGCAAAGAAGGUAGAAAAGAAAGUCGAGAAAGUAGAAGCACCAAAGGAGCCAGUCGUAGAAGCAGUGAAAGCAGUUGAGAAAGUUGAGGAACCGGUAGUUCCAAAAAUAGAAACCGUUGAGCCAAAAAUUGGGGAACCAAAACAAGAAGUGAAAGAAGUUCUUGAAACUCAACCAAUUGAAGAAGUUAAACCAAUAGAACAGAAAAAGAAAGAAGAGAAACCACUGAAAAAAGUCGAAGUCGUGGAGAAGAAAGAUGACGAAUGGGUCGAAGUGAAAAAAGGAAAACAUAUGAAACACCAAAAAGCUAAAAAAGAAUCUCAAAACUAA